Molecule: messenger RNA, 8890 nt
Organism: Solea solea (common sole)
Lineage: Eukaryota; Metazoa; Chordata; Actinopteri; Pleuronectiformes; Soleidae
Gene: hecw2b
Product: HECT, C2 and WW domain containing E3 ubiquitin protein ligase 2b
Exons: 31
Coding region: 1306-6003 (1565 amino acids)
Biological process (GO): regulation of dendrite morphogenesis
Molecular function (GO): ubiquitin-protein transferase activity; protein binding
Source: RefSeq, a predicted model, not a curated record
GUGGACAAGCGCGGCCGAACGCUGUUAUUUUGUCGCUGGACUCAACAAGGCUAAACCCUUUGAGCCCGUAAAUUCAUGUCAAUGUAACAAGUAUACGAGUUAAAUCACAGUGCGGCCGGUGGGUUUAAUUUCUCUCCGGGAGGAAAAGUGUGUGAAGCAGCGGAAACGGGGAGGCGGAUGUAAAGCGGUGCAGCCAAAUAAAUAAGAUAUGAACUCGUCUUUCUCCACAGUCACGGAGGAUCACGCGACGCUGCUAAGACAUGUAUGACCAACUGGACUUUUAUUUUUAGCGGAAAGCAAACGUUCUUAGCAGCGGGGCGUCGCUUUGAGCGGAGGCUGGAUUACGGAAAGCACACGGGCUCAGGAGGGCCGAAUUCCGCUUGGACGCUGAUGAAGGGUCGCUGGCGUUCGGACCGUAGGGAGGUCCGUCGUCCAUGAUUGAGCUUCUUGUUCGGGGGUAUUUUGGCAUGAAGGCGGUGUCCUGAGCCUCCGUUUCAUAGGUCCAGCCUUUGUCCUACCUUUGGAUUGUAGGACCGCUCUAUAAACACCCCCUCCAUCCUGGACAGACCUGGAAGGAUCACCUUUUUAUCUCUGUCCUCAUCUGUCCUUCUCUUCCCACCUUUUUCUGAUCAUGGCUCAGUGUGUGAUUUGGAGAGUCCUGUAGUGUCCAGGAGAGAGGCGUCCUUCUGCUUUUGACACCCCUGGGUUUGUCAAAAUGGACAGGUGUGGCACGGCGUGCAGAGGGUUAAAUGUAAAGCGACGACAUUCGCAGCAGAGAUGUAUUAUGAAUGAUAGAUGGGAGAAAAUCAAAACUUUGUCAAUGCACCUUGAGUGAUGACGAGUAAAGCCUGGAAACAUUGAAGUGCCUCCCCCCCAGAACAAAUGCCAGCAGAAAUGUGCUGUGACAAGCUCGAGCUCAGACUGUUGCACCAGCAGUAGCUUGUUAUCACUCUCCACUGCCAUCUGUUUCUCCAUCCUUUUUUCUUCUCUUUGCCUUUAGUGCUUCUUUCAUUUUACGGAUGGUACUUCUCAGCUAAAAGGUCUGACUGCCCCUCCCCCACUUAUUCCCCUUGUCUCUUUUCUUCCUUUGGCGCCUACCUUGGUUCAACCAUUCGACCCUCCCUUGCAACAGCUGUCCUCCCCCCUCGCCCCCGCCCCCAGCCAUCCUCCCCUUCCACCUCCACCUUCUCUGCCCCGUCCUCUCCUCACCAUUUCCAUUAUCAUAACCACCACCACCACCACCACCACCAACUUUCAUCCUCCCCCCCUCCCUUUCCAGCCACCUCCCCCUCCACUUUGGGAACCAUGGCGACAGCAGCCACAACCUCGAGCUCUUCUUCCUCCCCACCGUCAUCAUCGGCGGUGAACAGCAGUGCCCGGGAGCACCUGCUGGCGGUGCGCCGGCGCACCCCGCACACCCGGCCAUACACGAUCGGGCCUGACAACCUCUGCAGCUUGUCAGUGCACGGUGCAGUCAGUGGCUCCGCCUCCAGCUCCUCCUCCAUGAUGUCAUCAGGUGUGCAACCAGAGGGGGCAGGUUUGGGACUCCAACGGGCCAAUAGUGACACAGACCUGGUGACUUCAGAUAGCCGCUCAUCACUCACAGCGUCUACGUACCAGCUGACUCUUGGUCAUGGCCACCUGGUUAUUUCCUGGGACAUCAAGGAGGAAGUGGAUGCCACAGACUGGAUCGGCCUUUACCACAUUGAUGAAACAUGUGUGGCCAAUGUGUGGGACUCCAAGAAUCGUGGCAUUAAUGGCACUCAGAGUGGUCAUAUUGUCUGGAGGCUGGAGCCAGGACCUUACUUCAUGGAGCCUGAGACUAAAGUCUGCUUUAAAUACUAUCAUGGUGUAAGUGGAGCAUUAAGAGCGACGACACCGUGUAUCACUGUUAAGAAUCCAGGAGUGCCGGUGGCAAGUGAAGGUCAAGUGGAUGACCAAUCAGGGACUGAGCAUUGUCGCAAACUUGUCAGCUUCACUUUAUCAGAUAUUCGCGCAGUUGGCCUGAAGAAGGGCAUGUUCUUCAACCCAGACCCCUACCUGAAGAUGUCCAUCCAGCCUGGAAAGAGAAGUGGUCUCCCCAAGUUUACUCAUCAUGGUCAGGAAAGACGAUCAUCCAUCAUUUCUAACACCAUCAACCCUGUGUGGCACGGGGAGAAGUACACUUUUGUGGCUCUGAUGACCGAUGUAUUGGAAAUCGAAGUAAAAGAUAAGUUUGCCAAGAGCAGGCCAAUCAUCAAGCGCUUCCUGGGUCAGCUGAUCAUCCCUGUGCAGAGACUGCUGGAGGGGCCAACAGCUGAAGAGCAGCCAGUCAGCUACAGCCUGUGUCGUCGUCUCCCAACGGAUCAUGUGAGUGGGCAGCUUCUGUUUAGAGUGGACCUCACCACCAACGGACAUGAAGCAGAGGCUUCCCCAGACACAGUGGGAACCAUCUUGGCUGGCGCUGCGAAUGGUGAUCCUGGCAGUCCCUCUGAUGAUGAAGACCUCCCUCAGCCCUCCUCAUCUUCACACGUCACAUGUGGACCCUUUCCCACGGGCUCAGAUGAGGGCUCCCUACUGGUCAAUGGCACUUGUUACUAUGGUGAUGAUAGUGUGUGGCGAGAUCCUGGGAACAUGGGAGAGGAAGAUCUGCUUCCUGUGGCCUCAGGUGGCCACACUUACCGGCAGGUGUCACUCAAUGACUACCUGGAUGCCAUUGAGGCUCCCAGGAGCCCAGGGGACCCAAUUCUGGUGGGGCCUUCGCCAAAGCUCCGCUCCAGCUUUCCAACGGAUACACGGCUCAAUGCCAUGCUGCACAUAGACUCGGAUGAGGAUGAGGAGACUACAGGGCAGCACAGGGACCAGUUACAGGAGACAAAAACACAGCAGAGGGCAAACAUAUCAAGUCAAUCAGCUGAGUCUCAACAGGGGACAAAUGGAGAGCAGAUUGGAGCUGGGGCUACGGUGGAGGCAGCUUCAAACUCUGGUGCUCAGCCUGUAGCUGAGUCUGCUGAUGCUCAAAGUAGAGGUGGGGCUGCUGAAGGUGCAACUGGAGCUCAGAUGCCAGCAGGAACAACAUCAGCUCCUGAAGCCGCGGCAGGGACUGCCGUGGCUGCAGGUGCAUCAGCUGAUGUGGCAUGUGAAAACUCUGAAGCUUCCUGCUCCUCUCAGGCAUUAGUGGCUGAGGUGGCUCCGACUCCAGCGGAGUCACUGAUGGAGUGUACCUGUCAGGAGCAGAACAGCAGGACCGCCACACACCAGGAAGUGUCCAACAAUUCUGUACUUGGUCCACUUUCACCUAUUCCGGAGGUGGAUACGAAAAAGGAAAUGGCACCGAAAGCUGAGGAGGAAGGGGCGGAGUCUUCAAGCAGCGAGGCGAAUGGACCAAUAGCAGCAGCAGCAACUGCUUCUGACCAAGGCAUAAGGACUUCUGAAGCUGGUGCUCAAGCCAGUGGCGGGGUCAGUCAGGAGGAGCAGGAUGAGGAGGAGGAGGAGGAGGAGGGAGGGGAAGUGUGGAGGAGGCGGUCCAUGCAGACCUCCAUCAGGGGGGCCCAGAACCAGGAAGUGAGCAGGGCCAGAGAGAGUCAGAGUGGGACAAUAGGGGAAAGAGAGCCAGGUGCCACGAAUGAGGUGAAUGGCCACCAGUCUGUUCGCUCCCUUCCUUCCGUCCGCCCAGACAUGAAUCGAUACCAGAGAGUGGACGAGCCAUUGCCACCCAACUGGGAGGCUCGCAUUGACAGCCAUGGUAGGAUCUUCUAUGUGGACCACGUGAAUAGAACCACAACAUGGCAGCGUCCCACGGCUCCACCUGCCCCUCAGACACUCCAGAGGUCCAGCUCUAUACAACAGAUGGAGCAGCUGAACCGCAGGUAUCAGAGUAUACGUAGGACGAUGACCAAUGACAGCAGACAAGAGGAGCCUCCAGUCAAUGAACUGCUGGUGGAUGAGACUGAUAUGCAUCCUUCAAUACCAGCAGAGCUGCGUCGGGACAGCAGUGUGGGUCAGUCCAGUUCCAGGUCUCGCCUCUCUCUGCUGCUUCAGUCUCCCAGCGCCAAGUUCCUCACUAGCCCCGACUUCUUCACUGUGCUGCAUUCCAACCCUAGUGCCUACCGCAUGUUUGCCACCAAUACCUGUCUGAAGCAUAUGAUCAGUAAGGUCCGCCGGGAUACUCAUCAUUUUGAGCGCUACCAACACAACAGGGACCUGGUGGCUUUCCUCAACAUGUUAGCCAACAAACAGCUGGAGUUGCCGAGAGGCUGGGAGAUGAAGCACGACCACACCGGCAAGUCUUUCUUUGUGGACCAUAACUGCCGGGCCACCACUUUCAUCGACCCCCGGCUGCCUCUUCAGAGCUCUCGGCCCCCCAGCGUCCUCACUCACCGCCAACACUUGACCCGCCAACGCAGUCACAGUGCUGGUGAGGUCAGCCCACGACGACUGGUAGCUGAUGACCCUCGUCAUCCCGGUCCUCCUGUGGUGCCAAGGCCUUCCAGCACCUUCACCUCUGCCAACAGGGGACAGUGCCAGGACAUUGUGCCAGUUGCUUACAACGAUAAGAUUGUGGCAUUUCUUCGUCAACCAAACAUCUUUGAGAUUUUGCAGGAGAGACAACCCGACAUCAGCCGGAACCAUUCACUCAGGGAGAAGGUGCAGUUGAUCCGAAAUGAUGGAGUGUCAGGAUUGGCCAGGCUGUCAGGAGAUGCUGACCUUGUCAUGCUGCUGAGCCUUUUUGAAGAUGAAGUCAUGUCAUACGUGCCUCCUCACGCCUUACUUCACCCUAGCUAUUGCCAGUCACCUCGGGCAUCCCCUGUCUCCUCCCCACAGAACUCACCUGGCACUCAGAGAGCAAACGCCCGAGCCCCAGCUCCCUACAAGAGAGACUUUGAGGCCAAACUGCGCAACUUCUACAGGAAGCUUGAAACGAAAGGUUACGGCCAAGGACCUGGCAAAUUAAAGUUGAUCAUUCGUCGUGACCACCUGCUGGAAGAUGCCUUCAACCAGAUCAUGUGCUAUUCUCGCAAAGACCUGCAGCGCAGCAAGCUCUACGUCAGCUUUGUUGGGGAGGAAGGACUGGACUACAGCGGACCAUCCAGAGAGUUCUUCUUCUUGGUGUCCAGGGAGCUCUUUAACCCUUAUUAUGGUCUGUUUGAAUACUCUGCCAAUGACACCUACACUGUCCAGAUCAGCCCCAUGUCUGCCUUUGUCGACAAUCACCAUGAAUGGUUUCGCUUCAGUGGACGUAUUCUGGGUCUGGCUUUGAUCCAUCAGUACCUGCUGGAUGCCUUCUUCACCAGACCAUUUUAUAAAGGCCUACUGCGCAUUCCAUGUGACUUGAGUGACCUAGAGUACCUGGAUGAGGAGUUUCACCAGUCCCUCCAGUGGACGAAGGACAAUGACAUAGAGGACCUCCUGGACCUCACCUUCACUGUCAACGAGGAAGUCUUUGGACAGAUAACAGAAAGAGAGCUGAAGCCUGGCGGAGCCAACAUCCCUGUCUCAGAGAAGAACAAGAAGGAAUACAUUGAGCGCAUGGUGAAGUGGAGGAUAGAGAGAGGAGUGGUGCAGCAGACUGAGAGCCUUGUCAGAGGCUUUUAUGAGGUGGUGGAUGCCAGAUUGGUGUCAGUGUUUGAUGCCAGGGAGCUGGAGCUGGUGAUUGCCGGCACUGCUGAGAUUGAUUUAUCAGACUGGAGGAACAACACAGAGUACAGAGGAGGUUACCAUGACAACCAUAUAGUGAUCCGGUGGUUCUGGGCGGCAGUUGAAAGGUUCAACAAUGAACAGAGACUGCGACUUCUGCAGUUUGUAACCGGGACGUCCAGUAUUCCAUACGAGGGCUUUGCUUCUCUUCGAGGCAGCAACGGACCACGCAGAUUUUGUGUGGAGAAGUGGGGGAAAGUAACAUCACUGCCUAGAGCUCACACCUGCUUCAAUCGGCUGGACCUGCCCCCAUAUCCAUCCUUCUCAAUGCUGUAUGAGAAGAUGCUGACUGCUGUGGAAGAAACCAGCACCUUUGGAUUGGAGUGAAAUCCCUGACUGCCCUCUGCACUGCAUCACUGCUGGUGGUUGUGAAAAGCAGCUGGAAAAAGGCCUCAACAUCUGAUUCAGAGUCACAAAUGUAUGAUGUGCGUUUAAUUUACAGAGGACUAUAAUUUAUAAGGGAUGUUGAUGAGACACAAAGUCAUCACUUGGACAUCUACAUCUGUGUUCCUUUUAUUAUAUGUCGCACAUGCAUGUUUUUCGUGCUUGCUUAGUAGCUCACACACUAUCACCUGUGUGAUGUGAUAGAGUCAAAGAUGCACUCUGCCUUCCAGACGGAAUCACAUUUGGGAGGAUUUUGGCCCAAUCGGAGACUGGGAUGUCUGCUUUUCACUUUGAUACCACGUAUAAACCACAAGAAGCAAUCACUGCCUUCACUGCAGAGCCUGAGUGGAUUGGUCUCUCUUAUUCUGGACCCUGAAGGAUCAUGUGGCCUGUCAACCCAAGUGAUGGACUUAGUUUAGUCUAGUGUUCUCCCUUGUGGCUUAUUUUAUGAACUGCACUCAUGUAGAUGGUGCUUUUUCCUCUUUCUUUCUUUUUUUUUUCUUUCUAGAAAAAGGCAGUUACAUGCCUGAAGUAACUUUUGGUAAAGUCUGUGGGCUUCCAGUGAAGUUCACCCACACAGCUGAUUUUGGACUCCAAAUAGAAGAUUUGGUAUCAUUGUUACAGUAUUUUCAUCUAAAAGUGUUUUUCUAAAGACAUGGAGGUGACAUGAUGUGAUUUGAAUGUAACUGAUCUAGAUUGUGGGGGAGUUUUUUCUACAAAAUCUGGAUCAACUGGAAGAAAAAAAAAAGAUUCAGCCAGCACUUACUUUAAUAAUUUGAUGAUUGAAUUUAUAAUCAUUUAAUUUACAUUAAUUGUCCUUGAUUGAUUUGAAAUUAGGUCUGAUCCAGGUCUGUUUCUAAAGUGUAAUGAAACUGAGCCCUGUUUAAAGAUACAAACGGUGGAUUGGAAAAGAAAACAUUAUAGUCAGGUACUGGGGUGUUGGAACAGAACAGGCAAAACAAGCAACUGCCCAUCACCUGGGGCAACCAGUGCUAAAUUCACAUCUUCUUGCGUGUUUGCAUUGACAUUGGAUGUUAACUAAUCAUGCAAAAAAAUGCAUGAAAUUACAUGCUACUUCUUCUCUUUAGUGUUCUGACAAUGGAAUAAAAAGAGUAGUAGCACCCUUUGUGUGUGCGGUACUCUAUGCAUUUAGUCCCACAUUGCAGUGCAGCACGUUACUGUUACUAAAAUGACAUUACUGGCAUAAAAACAUCUCCUCUGCAUAUUCAUUGACUUUCUUUUCACUAAUAUUAUUAUUAUUAUUAUUAUUAUUAUUAUAAUAUAUUGUUACUCACAUUUGCACACUAUGAAUAGAAUCUCCAUAAUGUUUAGGUGAUUUUGUUUUAUGUUUCUCUCUGUUCUUGUGAUGACGACCACUUGUGUGAUUGUUCAACUGAAUGUCAUCACACUGUCUGUGUGUAAUCUCAUUUUCUGACGUGAUGAGCUGAACUCUGGCACCACUCCCGAAAAUGUACACCCCUUAUUUCAAUGUUGAAUUAAGUUAGAAGUACAGUUUAGUUAAUUGAAUCAGGUUGUUGUGCCACUCACAGCAGGCACACAGUAAACACUGUCCUUGUAACUGCAUCGGCAUUUCGUAUAAAAUCCAUUUGAAGGAGUUUGCCGUGCAUCUUUCUUCUUUUGUACUUGUACUCAUCACUGCCCCUUUUCGGUCACAUUCCUCCCUGCACUAUGAAUGUAAGCACGCCUUGAACUGCCUCUGUGAACUACAGUUGCACCGCCAUGAUACACAGGUCUGUAACAGUUAAAGGAACAAUUCUUUUUUCUUUCUUUUUUUGAAGUAUGUUUGUAUGUGGGUCGGACUUAUACAGAUUGUGCUGUACCCACCCCUACCAGCAAGACACAGAGGCUCACUCUCAACAUGCCUGUCAACAAUGGAAAAAACAUUUCAGCCUCUGAACCAAAGAAUCUCCUCAUAAAAUAUACGUCUCUUGAAGUCUAUGAUAUCUUAUGGAUAUGUUCACAGCGUUGUCUCACUUUUAGAAAGCCAUUUUCUGACUGGAAACCGAAGAUUUAGCCUUUAUCCCCUUUAGUACCCCUGCCAAUGACCAUGUUUUCAGUGAGUCUCUGUGUCUUAAGGAGGUGUCUUUUACAACCACACUUCCUAAAGCCUGAAUUAUUCCUUUAAGCGUCUGCUGCUGAGGUCAUGAGCGAAAACAUCUAAAUGGAUCAUGUUGAAUUCUCGACCAAACACACAUUCCAUCAAAGCCCAACAACAAACAUCCCUUCAACAUCAUACGUCCAAAUUAUGAUUUCAUGAUUACGCUCUCUUAAUUAAGACAUAGAUUCUAAUAUAAUCAUACAUAGACACAGAAUAUAAAAUAAUUUGAUGAUUUAAGUAUUUAUGUCUAUUAACUGAGACAUUGUCUGAAAGGAUCAAAUCAGUUUUUCCUUUUUGUUUUUCUUAGUGAAUCAACAUUUUCAAUCACAUUUUGACUCAGUUGCAGCUUUUUCUUCUUGUGGUUGGAAUUGGCUUCUAUAAGGUGAGUCAAAUCAUUGUAAAGACUCAUAUGCUGUCUUUUAAUGUGUAAAAGAGUUUUUAAAAAGAGUUUUAACAGUAUAGUUUAUGCAAAUCCAGAAAGGGCACAUUUGGCUAAGUUUUAUGUGUGGAUUUAGAUAAACUGGAUCGAAAUUAGCUACUCUCUCAUUCUCUUUUCCCUCACAGAAUGUCCUGUCUUGUGUCUGUCUGACCAAAGUUGUGAUCCUUAACUGGCUGAGUCACAUUUAACACUCACAUUUACACAGUCCACCUCACUUAUAAAUAUGAAUGUUUGUUUGCAGUCCUCUAAUGAAAUAAAGUAUCAUCUCUCUA